GGUGUAGAUUAUAAGAAUAUUCGUCUCUGAGGCUGAAAUACAAGAAAUCGCAUUUCAAAGUUUGGCACGCAUUCCACGCGUGUCGUUUCUUUCACAACAGAAUCCUGAUUCGAGAAGUGCCAGAAUAAGCUCUCUCGUGUUCUCUGAUCGACGUUUACACGGGAGUAAACAAAUACAGAGGAAACCUGCCUUAACAAGCGGUUACGACAAUGACGUCGGGGCUUCCACUCAAAUACGUUGCCAACUUCCUUUUGCCUGGAGCGGACCGGUAUAACCUGAGGCAACCAGAAUACAAAUUUCACUGUCAGACUCGUACAGCCAAGGCUGUCCAGCCUGUAAACGAAGAAAUUGGAACUGCUCGGGCACUGCCCGUUUUCCGCAGAAAGACUUGCGCAGAGGAAAUUGCCGAUGCGUUUGAUCUUUCUGGUCCCCAACUGACGAGGCAACAAUUUAUCGCUGCCUUCACAGAUCCAGUCAUGGAAGUGAGCGAGACAUUCUUAUCACAGGUUUUCGACAUGUUUAUCGAACCAGCAGACAACACCCACGGACAUUCUUUUGACAUGCUUGACGUCGAUGACCUCGUCUGGCAUCUGCUUAGUCAAGAGGGGCAGCUUGGACCAGCAUGUGAUGCUGCAGGCGAUCUCCGAAUGGUGUUGAGAAGAACCACUGAGAAUAUGGUCCACGCUGAUCCUGUCAAAGAGUUUUCAAGCAGGCUCGCCUCCAGAUUUUUCAGCUGCAUCGGAAACAGCAACAGCAAAAAACUGGACACCUUCACAAGUCAGUUUAUGGCACCGUCUACGAAGGUCACAUGUGGGCGACCUCUUGUUGGCAUGCGCUAUGAACUUAUCAAGUAGUUGACCACCCAGUUAUCUAGUGAGGUGGAACUUGUUUCCAAGGUGGUCGACGAGAGGAUUCGUCACAUGGUGAAGCAGCUGGAUGCCGACAUCGAGGAGCUGAAAAGGAGGGAAAGAGUGACACAGGACAGGAACCAAGAGUUCGGGCCCCUUGAGAUAGUCUUGCCGCAAGUCUUCUGUGCACACGCACACACUUUGGAUGUACGUGAGGGUCGGCACGUAGUCAUAACCAGUAUAUCCGCCGAACUCUCUAUGAAGCCUUCUCUAGCCUUAGAUCCGUAUGGUGGAUACGAUUGCAGCAUCGAAGAAAUCGAUUGGAUGAGUCGGUCAAGAGUCUGCAGCAUAUCGUAUGGUACCGGCACCGUUAUGUACCAUUGAAAUACCAUAAAUAUGU
This is a messenger RNA of Toxoplasma gondii ME49, 1248 nucleotides long. RefSeq lists its product as hypothetical. Lineage: Eukaryota; Apicomplexa; Conoidasida; Eucoccidiorida; Sarcocystidae. Bases 210 to 854 code for a protein of 214 amino acids. The record is from RefSeq and is a predicted model, not a curated record. The transcript is spliced from 4 exons.